AUGCACACUGGCGGCGGAGUGCGGGGGCGCGGUGUAGGUCACGACGUCGAUAGCGGUUUCUCUUUGGUUACGUGGCCCUUCGGCGAGCAAGCGGGUUGUUGGGUCGCUGUUUUAGCCGUCUUUGUCGUACCGGCUGGGGCUCGAUAUUUCGGUUACCGGAAAGAUAUUCUAAGUAUGAUUAUUCCUGCCUUGGACAGCAAUGUAGUCCCAAAAUUCCUACAAGUCAAAGACAAUUUGGGCACGCUCCUUCAAAUCAUAGUAAUACCAGCCGACAAAGGCAACGCAACAGUAGUCAUGAAUACAUCAGACAACAGAACGAAGAUGGAGUCCCUCCUUACGGACAAAACAUACACAAGGCUUGACAGAGAUCUAACCAACAGGAUAGAACGGAAAACCAGCAUCCUAUUAGAAAAGAGCGGCCUACACAGCAAAAUCAAAGCAACAUUGAAACCUGCCAAUUCCCUGCCACCAAGAUUGUACGGUCUGCCAAAAAUACAUAAACCGAACAUCCCUCUCAGACCGAUUAUAUCCGGGGCGGCCAUGGGUUCAUCCAUUUCCCUCGUAGUAGCAAACAUCUUCACGGAACACUUCGAAGAAGAGUCCCUCCGAAAGGCGACCAGCAAGUCAGAAAUUUGGUACCGAUAUGUAGACGACAUAUUCGUAAUCUGGAAACACGGAAAAGAUGAACUCGACAAGUUCUUAAACUUCGUCAACCAACAUCCGAUUCACCUCAAUACUAACAUCCGAUUCACCAUGGAAAUAGAAGAGAACGGUAUGCUUCCCUUCUUGGACGUACUCGUCACAAAGAAGACACACUGGGCUAUCAGAGCUUUCAGCAUCUCUGACAAAGAACAUCUACAAACAGAACUCAACCAUUUGAAGGAAACCUUACAGCGGAACGGAUACAAUGAGGAGGAUGUAAAUAGGAUAAUUAGCAAACAUAGGAGUGGGACAAAGAAAUCAGACACAGAAUAG
This is a messenger RNA of Cyphomyrmex costatus, 975 nucleotides long. RefSeq lists its product as uncharacterized. NCBI's taxonomy places the organism in Eukaryota, Metazoa, Arthropoda, Insecta, Hymenoptera, Formicidae. The record is from RefSeq and is a predicted model, not a curated record. The coding region runs from base 1 to 975 and encodes 324 amino acids. The transcript is spliced from 6 exons.